ACAAGGGUGCAAAAAGUGAUUGUCGUUGACUGUAAGCAAAAUGGGCAUGGUACAAAUAAUUUAACUUGGUGUCUUAUUUUGGUUUAAAUACAUUAAUGGCUAUUAAACUUAUUAACAUUUUCACUAAUUAGUCAUCAGAAAUCUGAAUACCAAAAAUUUAAAUAAAGUGAGAAAAAUAAUAUUGAGAAAAGUUAUGAGAGACAUGACAAAAGUUAUGAUCAACUUUCGUUCUGAAGAUUGGAUACACGAAUGUCUGUUGUACUCAAGACAAUUAUCGCCCAUAUAUUUUGAUGAAGGUGGAAUAACAGUCACUCUUUUGUUCCCUGUUGGCAAACAAAUGUUAGAAGAUCUGCCAACAGGUACAGACAAUUUGAUCCCAGGAAGUCCAGUAUUGCAGAAUGAUGAUCUUGGUAUGAACUGUACACAAAAUGCACUCAGUGUCAGCCAACAUAUUUUCCACCAUCCACUUUGUACCGAACCUUCUAAGGAAAGUCAACUAGAAAGCAAGUAUCUUCCAGAUAGGUUGACAAUAUGCAUUAUUCCAGAAAGAAAAUGUGAAUUGCUUAUGGAUGCACAUUUAUCGUUUUGUGUUUCUACUGAAUUGAAAAGAAGUAGAAAAUUCAGAAGAAGGUUUUUAAAAUACCUUGGCAAAAGGUAUGGAUUUUACACCCAUGAUGAUGAGUAUGACAGAAUGGACUUUUCUGACCUGCAGGAAUGUGAGUUUUUGAGUAUUGUCUAUAUGGUGGAUAUCACAACAGUUUGGCCAAAGCAAAGACUUGAUUACCCUUGGAAUCGUAGACUGCAGUGUCUGGUUGCCAAGAGACAGGUUUUAGAGGAAGUCAUGUACUGGCUAUCUACUCUCGGAGGAGCAUAUUCUUCACUGGGUGAUUAUUUUGAGAGUCAUGCUCAUGUUGCUGGGGAACUGUCCAAACAACAGCUGCAGAUCGCUGUGGAACUUGGUGAUCCCAUUAUUGCUGCCAAGUGCUGGAUAUUUUGGGCACUGAGUCUACUGCAAAGAGGACAUCUCAGGGAAUGUAAAAAAGUCGUCAGAUGUCAGUACGAGUUUGCCAUCAGAUGUACAGCACAUGAUCAGAGACUUAUCAACAUGUGUCUAGCUGUCUGGAGCAGACUUCAGUACGCAUACAAGCUCAGAAAAAUGAAACGACGUCAAGCAGUGUGAUCAAGAUUAUUUAUUGCAUGUGAUAAAUUUAUUUAUUGGGUUCAUAUUAAUACUGUCUUCUAUUAGAAGCCUUAUUAAUCUUUAUCUAACUGACUGUGGCCUCAGGGAACUGGACAUGGCUAAUUGUUUUAAAAAUAUUUACUUCCAAAAUUAUAACAGUUGUGUGUAUAUUAAGUGACAUUUUAUUUUAUUGUGAAAAAUUAAUUGGUUCUUGCUCUGCAGUGUAAAUUUAUUUUUACAUUUCAUUAAUUUAUCACAUUUUCUUACUCCAUUAAUUGGUGUUAAUCCACAAAUUUCUUUGAAGUUAAAUAGUAAAACAUACGUUAAUCAGAGAUUAGAUAAUGAUGUCACUUAAAACAAAUUGUUGCCAGUUAAAUACUCAAAUUUUACAUCAAAAUAAUUUUCAGUUGUCAUAAACUUUAGCAAGGGGCAAUGAAAAUUAUUUUAUGAGGGACAUAAAUUUGAUACAAAAUGGUAGCAAGUUUAAUAUCAUAUUUGUUACUUGAUAUAGAUUUAAAUUUUUUUUUUUUUUUUUUAAAUUAAGAGAAACUAAACAAAAUGACUUUACAAAAUAAUGCACAAGAAUCGGUGCUUAGUCAUAUUACACCUGAUUCGUCCUCAAUAAAGUACAGUCCAAAACAUGUAUUAUGUAACAUUUUGUGCAGUUGGAAUGAAAUUAAACAUUAUGAAACAAUUUUGACAAUUUAUGGGAGUCUGUGCCUAUGAUGACAGUUUUUGACAAUGUUAAUAUUGAUGAGCAUUGGCCAAUCAUAUGCACACGAGGUGUUACAUGCCACUUUAAGCUCUAGUGGGGCAUAACACUGAUACGAACCAAGAUCUUUUUAAUAAUAUCGGCAAUAAAUUAUUUGUGAUAAAAUGUGCCUUAUACCUGGUGAUUUAUCUGGUGCUACUGUAAUGGAUUGUGAAAAGAAAAUAAAUUAUUAAAUUUCA
Molecule: messenger RNA, 2131 nt
Organism: Gigantopelta aegis
Lineage: Eukaryota; Metazoa; Mollusca; Gastropoda; Neomphalida; Peltospiridae
Exons: 5
Coding region: 194-1180 (328 amino acids)
Source: RefSeq, a predicted model, not a curated record